Messenger RNA from Frieseomelitta varia, 4863 nucleotides. RefSeq lists its product as uncharacterized. Lineage: Eukaryota; Metazoa; Arthropoda; Insecta; Hymenoptera; Apidae. The transcript is spliced from 11 exons. The coding region runs from base 322 to 4521 and encodes 1399 amino acids. The record is from RefSeq and is a predicted model, not a curated record.
AUUGAAUGAAGAUAAAUAAUUUGAAAAAUGGGGAAGUUUGAAAGUUCGCGCGGAUCGUAACGCUCAUGCGCAAACAGUUCGAUGAACGACGUGACACUAGCUAUGACGGUGAGUGAAUUUAGUCACGCCCGUGUCGUAGUUGAAUAAACAUGGCGUCGUGGAGAAUAUCGAGUUCUGUUUAGUGAUUAAGUGUUCGAGAUUUGUGCAGUGCAACCACUUUCGAAUUACCAUAGCAUCUUGUCAUCACGUUAACAUAUUCCCGAGGAUGUUACCCGACUACGGUUAAAAUUUCAUUGAGAGUCUAACGCCAAAGUUACAGAAAUGUCGAAGAAGAAUAAGAAACGGAAGUUGGAGGAAGAGGAACAGUCGAUGGUUGACUGGGAACAGGAGAAUAUUUUUCCAGAGGAAAUAAGAAACGAAAUGGAAUCCAUGUGGGAGAUUCCGCAGAUAUUCCAUUUCCUUCAUCUAGCAAAAGAAGCUCUGAACAUACCUCACUUGUCCAUGUACGAGAUGGAACGUAUGCUUUUGAUACCUAGAGCUUCCAAACAGCUAGCAAACAUCAUGACAUCAUUGUUGAGUUCUCCUAUGACCAAAGCAAAGUUAAGGAAAAUACCACCGAUGCCAUAUGAAUUCUGGACAAACAUUCUUGCGUACAAGAUGAAGAGCUGGUUCAAAAUGUACGAAGCUAAACAUCAGAAUGCGGUAAAGAUUCUAGAAACUAUCGGUGUGGAGCCGGAAUUCUGGAAUAUCUUCCCUGACGCUCCUCUGCUAAAUGGCAAGGAUUUUGAGGAGUUAACUUUCAAACAGAAAGUUUGGCUUUUAAAAACCGUCUGUGAUACAGUCAUGCACUCUAGAAAAACUGUGCAAGAAGAGGUAGCUAAACAACCAAUGGAAGAUCAGUUUGAAACCGUUCUAGGUACCGAUCGUUAUGGUGCAAGAUAUAUUUACUUUCCACAAUUUCUUAAAAGUGAUCUGAGAGUUUAUAGACAUUGUCUCGAUAAUAAAAUAUUAUCCACAGUGAAGCCAAUCAAACCAAAACAAAAGACGGAAUUAGAAAACAAAGUAUUAGUUUCAAAUGAAUUAAUAAAAAAGAAGACCAAACAUAGAAAAAGAAAAUCCCGAUGGAGUAACGGAUUGCCUCCGAAAUCGAGGAGAAAGACAAGUAAAUCUGAUGAAAAACAUCUGAACGACUGCAAGUGCAGUAGCGAUAGUGCAAUAGGCUCGUUGACAAACGAAGACACGAAUUUUAGUAGUACAAGCACCUGUAGUAAUAACAAUAAUAGCAAUAGUAAUAAUAAUAACAGUAAUAACACUAAUAGUAGUAGUAGUAAUAAUAAUAAUAGUAGUAGUAGUAGUAGUAGUAGUAGUAAUAAUAAUAAUAAAAAUAAUAAUAAUAAUAAUAUUAACUUAGAUCUAACUAUCAACAUGGAGAGAUCGAGAAGUUCGUCGAAAUGUUCGGAAAUAAGCACUGCAUCUGAUAAAACAUGUUGUAAAAGUACAAACUCGAAUGGUUAUGAUACGAAUAAUUCUAUUCGGGGUCUUCCCGGUAAGAGAUCAUCCCAAAAAAUGUUUAAGGGAUUUUCUAAUAAUAGUAAUAACAUUAAAUAUAAUAUAGACAUAAUCAACGGACUUUUGAACGACCUAAAAUCGGGAACUAGCGAAGAGAAAAGCGCAGAAGACAACGGCAUGUCUUUGACACACGUUUCGCAAGAUAAAUUGAAGUUAAAUUCAACGAAGCAGCAAUAUUUAGAUGCAAUGGAUCUACAUAUAAAUAGGAACGAUUCUGUUGAAAGAACUAUUGACAACUUAUCUAGUAUCUCCAAAACAGAUGAUGAAAAGCUAAAUGAAAUUAUCAGUGGAGAAAACUUGAAACUAAAUGAUAAAAGUUCAAACAACAUUUGUGAUGUUAGAGAGACGCGUCGAAUAUCUAUUACGUCGAAAUCCGACGAUGAAAAAUUAAGUGAGACGAGAACACACGUUUUUAAGCAAGAAGAUGAUGCUAGCCUUUCCGAAGAAAAAAUGGAAACUAGAAUUACUAGACGGAAUGGAAGAUUUAUUAAAGAACAAAAAUUGAGUAACGAACAGUUGGACCAGACAUGUAAAGAUGAAACAGUAUCUAACGAUAAAGAUCUUUCUCUGAGCGAAUUAAGAAGUAUGUUACAAAAGGAAGCGAUGGACGAUGAUUUCUCUUUUGACGAGAACAGCGAGGUUAAAUACAAUCUUAGGAAAUCGAGGCAUUCAAAAUUAGAAAGAUGGAAACAAAGAACAGAGAAUUUCAAUGCGAUGCUUUCGGAACUUAGCGUUUCAAAAUUUCAACUAGUAGCUGACAGUGUUAGUUCAUUAAGAGACCUUAUUUCUACGUUUUCAAAAAAUAGCAAUCCAAGUAUUGAUACUGACGGCGAAACUGAACUAAUACCACCAUGUGAAAUAAAAUUAGUCAAAAGAAUGACAGAGUUAUUAUCUUCUUUGGAAGAAAUUGAACCAGCUUUGCGAGACUCGACGAAGAGAGCUAGAGGAAAGCUUCAAAAGGAAUGGACUAACUUUAAAGAAGGCAGUGCGGAGGAUCAGGACUCAUCUGGGGAGGGUCUCGGCUCUAAUUGGUGGGUUGUUGGAUCGCAGGGCUGUCAGUUGCCAAAUUCCGGAGACGCAACGUUACAAACGUUACCGCAAUCUACCAUAUCCUCAGCUAGCUUCCAAAACGUCCCCAACGAAGAGGAAAGCAUUAGUAACGCAGAACGUAGUAAAAACGUCGAUCCAGAGUGCAAAGAAUCUCAAUAUGAAAGUUCACAAAACCAAACACAAAGAGAACAGUCUGAAAGAAACAAAAGCAACGGUCAAGAAAACGCAGGAACUGAGGAAGAGACGAAGGAAGAUUCAAGCGAAGAAGAACAACAAACGCGAAGAGUAUUGCGAGCCCGAGGCAUUUCAUCAUACACAGAACAACUUUAUUCAGAUGACGACAUCGAGGAGAACGAGCUGGAAGAAUGGACCGACGUUGAGGCCGUGUAUGCGGCUCCCAGCGCACAGACAGGUUCAUCCACUUCAUACCUUACUCCGAAAGUCAGACACGCUAAUGAUCGGGCGAACGAAGAGGAGGACUCAGACCAAGAUUGGAUUCUACCAAGCUCUCGCAAACGGAAAAAUAAACGUCCGUCUGCCAAUCGAAGAUUGAAGUCUUUUCAACACAAAUUACAAAGUAUCAAAAUUGAUGCUCUCCAAGACGCGGCAGAAUCAAAAUUAACUCCUCCUCACAAGAUUAGUAAUGAAAAGGAAAGUCCUAAAAUCAAAGAAAUCCAAAUAUGCAAACCAAAGAUACCGACGAACUCAGAACCUUCUAACAGCAACAGUACGAUAGAGAACCAGGAGGCUGUAGUAGUAAAUAAUUCUAAAGAACCAGUGCUUUUCACGGGAGUAAAUUGCAAAGUAGAAAAUGUCGUGAGCGUGCAUUCUGAACUGGACAUCAAAGACGAAGGCCCUAUUUACGAUUCUGCGCCGAGCUUUGAUAGCAGUUACACGGUUAAUUCUAACUAUGUAAUGCUGAAGACUGAGCCGAAUCCAAUGAAUUAUUAUGUGAUGCAACCAAAUUCUGCAACCGUCGUUCCACAAAAUGCGAUCGUGCAGUCUGGUCCGAUGGUCUCGAGUAUCAUACCUCCAAUUCAGCAAGGUUAUUACGUACAAGGGGCACAAAAUUAUAUUAUCCAGAAUCCACAGAAUAAUUUCGUACCUUCUCAUCCAUUUCAACCCCAAGGACCGCAAAUGAUAGCACCGCAGCAGUUUAUCAAUCAUUCCAGUUAUGUACCUUACAUGGUAACGACAACUCAACCUCAAUCUCAAUAUAUAGCUACAACAAAUCAACAGAUUAUUUCGCAGAAUGUUCCUGAGAAUCCUACGUUUCCAGUUCAUUCUAAUUCCACUUCAGUAACUAAGUCUUCGCAAAAUAGGUAUCUUGCAUCGAAACAGAAUUAUCCACAUCUUAAUGGAGCUGUUACGAAAAGUAAUACACCUGUAAGAGGAAACGCGGCUCGACCCAGGGUCGUGAAAAACGUUCAGCGCACUCCUAACACAUCUGUUAAAAUGUUGAAACCGAGAAAAUCAAACACACCUCCGGUAAACACCGGUCAAAAAACCACUUCUUUAAUCGUUCUUAGCGACAGCGACGAUGAAAUUGAGAUGAUCAUUACAGAAAAAACCAGUCCUGAGACUGAAGCGGAAAAGGCAAAGACUAUACCUAAGAAAAACACCGUGCAGACUAGGCAAAAGCCAACAGUUACAUCGGACGUCACAGUAAUGAAAAGCAGAAUUCCUCCACAAAUACUUCAACGUAUGAAUCAAGGAGGGAUCUCUAUAACACCUGUCAAAUCUACACCACCAGCUCAGAAUACCAAUACGCAGUUGGUAGUAGUCGUGAACGAAACUGGAAGCCAUUAUGCCUUAGCACUACCAAACGGAAGCAAAUUAAUUUUGACUCCUGAGCAGGUCGCACAGAUUCGAGCUUCAAAUGGUGGAAAGCUAAUUUUAUAAAAUAUAAUUCUAACUGAAUUGAAGAUAAUGAAGAACUUAAAACGGAACUUUAAAAACGGAUAGAAUUGAAAUAUAUUGAAGUAUAUUGCGAUCUCUGGUUCACGUACCAUAUGUAUUUGAAGUUAAUGUUCCUACAAUAUACAACAGAGAUUUGUACGAUAAUUCUUGGAACAUUCGGAAUCGAUUUGUACAAUUUGUAGAACGACGUACUAUUUUAAGUAACAUAACAAAACUGCGUUUGAAAUGUUGCGUUGAAUGAAUUUAUUCUUGAAUCAUUUGAUCUUGUGUUUGUUAAGAUUCUCUGCAUAAGUAAUUUUCUGCAUUUGUCUAUUUAAAUGAAAA